AUGGAGAUCAAAGGGGUGCUCGCUCUGCAGAAAAGGCAAGUCCUGAUUCUCUUUGUUUUGCUGGGAUUAUCUCAGGCGGGUCCUGAAUCGGUGCGAUAUUCAGUGGCAGAGGAAACAGAAGUUGGUUCUUUUGUGGCAAAUCUUGCAAGGGAUCUAGGGCUUGGGGUGGAGGAGCUGUCCUCACGGGAGGCCCGGGUAGUGUCUGAUGAUAAUGAAAAGCACUUACAACUUGAUUUACUGACGGGGGAUUUGCUCCUAAAUGAGAAACUGGACCGAGAAGAGCUCUGUGGCUUCACCGAGCCGUGUGUGCUACAUUUUCAGAUGGUAUUGGAAAAUCCUUUAGAGUUUUUUCGGGGUGAGCUGCAUGUCAAAGACAUAAAUGAUCACUCCCCUAUGUUUCUAGACAAGGAAAUACUUAUUAAAAUAUCAGAAAGUACCAGUAGUGGAACCACAUUCCUAAUGGAGAGUGCCCAAGAUUUGGAUGUAGGAACCAACAGUCUCCAAAACUACACACUUAGCCUUAAUUCUCAUUUCUACAUUAAAAUUCGAGACAGUGGUGAUGGAAAGAUAUACCCAGAACUGGUCCUGGACAGAGCAUUAGAUCAUGAGGAGGAGCCUGAGCUCACAUUAACACUCAUAGCACUGGAUGGUGGAUCUCCACCCAGGACUGGAACAACUUUGGUUCUCAUCAAGGUCUUGGACAUCAAUGACAAUGCCCCUGAGUUUGCUCAGAGGCUCUAUGAAGUACAUGUCCUGGAAGACACACCUGCUGGCUCCUGGAUUAUCACCAUUUCUGCUAAGGAUAUGGAUUCAGGAAAUUAUGGGAAAAUAUCAUACACAUUUUUGCAUGCAUCAGAAGAUAUUCGUAAAACAUUUGAAAUCAAUCCAAUAUCUGGGGAGGUUCACUUGAGAUCAUGCCUGGAUUUUGAAGUAAUACAGUUCUACACUAUAAAUAUUCAGGCAACAGAUGGUGGGGGUCUUUCAGAAGAAUGCAGUCUUCUGGUUAAAGUAGUAGAUAUAAAUGAUAAUCCACCAGAAGUGACCAUCUCAUCAUUUACAAAGACAAUUCCAGAGAACGCCUCAGAGACUCUGGUUGCUCUUUUCAGCGUCCGAGACCAAGAUGCCGGGGACAAUGGGAGGAUGGUUUGCUCUAUUCAAGACGAGCUCCCUUUUUUCCUGAAACCAACCUUCAAGAACUUUUUCACUCUAGUUUCGGAAAAAGCACUGGACAGAGAGACAAGAUCUGAGUACAACAUCACCAUCACCGUCACCGACUUAGGGACCCCUAGGCUGAAAACGCAGCACAACAUAACCGUGACGGUCUCCGACGUCAACGACAACGCCCCUGCUCAGCCAACAUGCACGCCAUACACCCAGCUGUCCAGAAUAACAAUUGAGUCCCUGCCCUGUGGACAUCGGCGGUAGUGCGUGAGCGCCACGGACAGGGACUCGGGCGCCAACGCCCAGGUCACCUACUGCUGUACGCCUGCGGACCUGCAAGCUGCACCCCGGCCUCCCUGAGCCAUCAACGCGGACAACGGGCAGCUGUUCGCGCUCAGGUCCCUGACGAGGGCGCUGCAGGUUGUCUCGAAAAGUUCCGGGCGUACGCGGUCAUAUCGCUCGCCGCUCAGCAGCCAGGGCGCUGGCUGGUGCCCAGGGCGUGCAGCAGAGAGGCGGCUACCGGUGACCAAGGUGGUGCGGUGCGGCGACCGGGCCAGAACGCCUGGUCUGUCGCACAGCUGUCGAUCCUUACGAGCCCGGUUGCUCCGGCUGGCUGUUAACGCGAGUGCGGUGCGUCACGGCCCCGGCUGCAGCGAGCGCGAUUUUCCCGGGCCACAGCGGGUCCUGGACCCUGUCCUCACCGUGCUCUUGGGUAUUCGUCGCUUUCAUGUCCCGUGUCGCUCGCUCUUCCUGCUCGUGUGUGGUGUCGUGGCGGGUGCGGGUUGUGAGCAUGGAGCCGGCGCCUGCGGAGUCGCCUGCUCGGGGCCCGAGGGCCACUUUCCGGGCCACUUGGUGGACGUCAGCGGCACGGGGACCUUGUCGCAGAGCUACCAGUAUGAGGUGUGUCUGACGGGAGACUCGGGGUCCAAUGAGUUUAAAUUUCUGAAGCCAAUUAUCCCCAGCCUUCCAGUCCCUGACACUGGUAGGAAUAUAGGGGGAAAUGAGAACUUUAGGAAUAGCUUUGGAUUCAACAUUCAAUAA
Puma concolor (puma) is the source of this 2202-nucleotide messenger RNA. The record is from RefSeq and is a predicted model, not a curated record. NCBI's taxonomy places the organism in Eukaryota, Metazoa, Chordata, Mammalia, Carnivora, Felidae.